AGAAAUCUUCAUGGUUGAGAAGGUGAUAGACAGCCAAUGUGGUAAUGCUGGUCGUGAGAUUAGCUUUGCCCCGUGACUAAAACGGAUUUCUUAAUUUGUUUAUAAACUCGUAUCCUCCUUUCUGACCUUGCUUAUUAUAUUUUUAUUUUGGUAUCAUUGCAAUUAUUUUUUUAUAAACAAUUGCCAAUCUCAUCAACCUCUUCUAUGUCAGCCUUUACAUCACAUCCUUGUCGUAUCUCUUGGUUUUAGUAUCAAUAUGUGGUCGCAACGUUGUUCAUGCUAAUCUUGUAGCUAUUGUACGAGGAACGAAUUCUUGCAACCUGGAGUUGGAGUCAUGGAUCAUGAAACUAAUGAGGCGGAACCCGAUCUGAGUGGCUCAUUUUGUCAGACAAGCAGUGUGGGCUCUCCAGUGAGUCGAUGCUCUUUAAGUUUACCACGCAGCUUAUCCUUCCAGGUAGAUGAUGAUAUUGAAAGUGAAAAUGUGUCAGAGACAGGUGAUAUUGGUGACAGGGCUCUGCACAGCAAGAGGCACAGUGAAAGUGGCAGCAUCAGGUUAUCGGACAAGGGAUUAGAAAAUGGUAUGUCGGUUCCCAUUUCAGAGGGCUCUGCACAGCAUGAUUCCACAGCUUUGAAUACAAGAUCCCCAAUGUCACUUUUGCCAGAAGAAAUCAUAUCUCCUAUAUCGAUUGAUGUGUUGGUCUGCUCCAAGGAAAAACAAGAAGACAAAGAGAAAGCAUUUGCGUUGCCACCAUUACUCGAGUAUAUGUCCUGUCUUGUGUAUCUGGCAGUUUUUGGAAUUCUUGGGGUUUUAACGAGGUACAAACUACAGAAACUCUUUGGCCCUGGUGUUGCUGGGGUGACAAGCGACAACUACCCGCUAUAUCUUGACCUACCUUCCAAUAUGGUGGGGUCGUUCUUGAUGGGAUGGUGGGGUGUUGUUUUCAAAGGAGAUAUAUCCAGAGUGUCUGAUCAUUUGGCUAUUGGAUUAACCACUGGUUACUUAGGAAGUCUCACAACUUUUAGUGGUUGGAAUCAGAAAAUGCUUGAUCUCAGUGUUGAUGGCCAUUGGGUGUUUUCUUUUGUUGGCUUUCUCAUAGGGUUAUUCCUUGCAGCAUACGCCAUAAAAUUGGGUGUUGGUACGGCGAAAUGUUUCAAGUCAUUUCUCGAGAGGUCAAACAGAAGUUCAGAUUUAGCCGGUUGGAGGGUGGACAACUGCUAUCAUCAUUUGGGAGUCCUGGUGGUAUUGGUGGUAAUACUAGGCCUUUUAUGGAGCGUGAGCUGGGCAAUGCUCAAGAAGGAGUAUAACCACGACAGUGGUGGGGCUCAGCUAUGGCUGGCUUGCAUAGUUGCACCCCCAGGGGUGUGGAUCAGGUGGUUCUUAGCACGGCUCAAUGGUCGUGGGUUGGGGAAGGCGGGUUCUCUGAAAUGGGUUCCAUUUGGAACCCUUAUUGCAAAUGUUUCUGCAGCUUGUAUCAUGGCAGCAUUGUCUACUGUGAAGAAAGCGGUGCAUACCAAAACCUGUGAGACUAUUUCAACAGGCAUACAGUUAGGAUUUUUGGGUUGUUUAAGUACUGUCUCCACUUUCAUUGCCGAGUACAACGCCAUGGAAGAAAGCCAGAAAAACUGGAGAGCUUAUGCAUAUGCCCUGAUGACAAUAGCUGUCUCAUUUGGCUUGGGGAUCCUAAUAUACUCUGUACCUGUUUGGACCAGGGGAUACAAAUAGCAUGUCAGGUUUUUUUUUGGGUUAAAAAUUAAUAUUUUUAAUGUUUUCGAUCGUUUUCUUAAAAAUAAUUUUAAAAAAAUAAAAAAAAAAUAUCAUUUUGAUGCAUUUCAGAAUGAAAAGCACUUUGAAAAGUAACUGCAACGCCACUCCCGAACAUACCCUUCUUUUUUUUGGUUGUUGUUUUACUGUAUGUUAAUUUUGACAUGAUGCAGAAAUUUGACUCUUGCUUAAUGAAGAUCGUGUACAGGGUAUUUGAGA
Molecule: messenger RNA, 1981 nt
Organism: Populus trichocarpa (black cottonwood)
Lineage: Eukaryota; Viridiplantae; Streptophyta; Magnoliopsida; Malpighiales; Salicaceae
Product: fluoride export protein 1
Exons: 6
Coding region: 335-1723 (462 amino acids)
Biological process (GO): fluoride transmembrane transport
Cellular component (GO): membrane
Molecular function (GO): fluoride transmembrane transporter activity
Source: RefSeq, a predicted model, not a curated record